Aureococcus anophagefferens is the source of this 1620-nucleotide messenger RNA. RefSeq lists its product as hypothetical. The transcript is spliced from 13 exons. The coding region runs from base 1 to 1620 and encodes 539 amino acids. The record is from RefSeq and is a predicted model, not a curated record. Gene Ontology annotation, molecular function: DNA binding; zinc ion binding. NCBI's taxonomy places the organism in Eukaryota, Pelagophyceae, Pelagomonadales, Pelagomonadaceae.
AUGCCGUCGUUCUCUUCGGGCGAUCGAUUCGACAAUAUAGAUGAUAUGGACCCAUCAUAUGAGGCAUCGAUCGCGAACAACUCAAGGUCGAAGUGUAGGGAGCGAAGUUGCCGUUGUGCGAUUGCCCGUGGUACGCCUCGUAUCGGCAGAAAGAUGAAAUGUUCAAAAACAAGCUGGUAUCAUGUUGAGUGCAUCUUUGAGCAAUUCUUGCGAGGGUCGUGGCAACGAAAGACAAUUACGACGCUCAAUGACGUGAAAAAUAUUCAUGUGCUCACUCUCGAGCAAAAAUUGGAAUCAUUUCAGCGCCAGCUCACAAAUUUUGGCUUCAAGAAAAACUACGCCGAAAGCUCCACUGACGUUUGUGUUUUACACAAGAGGGGACAUGCGCGGGUUGCCCAAGGAAGCCAUGGUGACAUGACACGUGACAUAACCAUGUCUACAGGUGACACGAGUUGUGCAUUCAUAACAGAGUCACAAGACUCGACAAACGAAUGCAUCAUAGCCGCUAAAUUCAAAAGUGUUGCUAUCGAGAAUCAACGAAGACAUCAUGAUUUGCCUUUUGGUCCGACCGUGGAUGAUGUGAAUAGAAACUCGCGUGGAAACUUCUUUAAUGAGUUCUUAACGAGAUUUGUGAGUGAACGGCUCAUAGUAUAUGUCUUCGUUUCUGUUGCUCCUUUCUUUGGAAGCACAGUGAAAGUUGAAUUUUCCAAAUCCAUAAAAUUAAAUCCUUCUUUAAGUUUAUCUUCAAAAGUUACUCUGCCGAAGUCAUCUCUUACCAUCAUCUUUGAUGGGACAGUAACAUUGCUGUUGUCAUCUGGGGCAUCGUCUUUAAAUGUAACAUUAAUUGUUUUAGUUAAACUGCUUGAUGGUGUUGUUAAUGAACUCACUGUCUUUCUGAGAGAGAAAAAAAUGAUUGAGAAGGAGAAGAGAGAGGAUAUAAGAGACGAUGAGCCCCACUUUCGCCAGGGCACUGAAACUUACGAUACUCAACCAGUAUUUAAUGAACGUAAUUUAUUUGCUAAAAUUUACAAACUUAAACGGCAGACAAAUAAAUACAAAGACCUCUUUCUUAAAUACUUUGAUUUACCCUAUUUUGACCGACCUGUUUUUGACCAUAUGGAACUAUACGAAACUACUGACAAUCACGCUUUUAUGCUAAUUUCUGUAUAUUGUCCAUCUGAGAAUUCCAAAGGUUAUUAUGAAGCAUUUAAGUUACACGAAUAUAAGGCGGAUCUGUAUUCAUCUGGGAUGGGCUGUGUAUCGUAUAUCCUUCAAUUAAAUGUCGGUGAAUUUGAAUUUUACAAAAUAUUCUACAUAGUCUGGCACACUUUCACCAGUAACCCUUUCGGCGGUGUAUUCAAAACUUACCCAUUCCUUACUAUCAGCCAGCCACGUGAUAAAAGACCGGUCGUCGUUAUAACAAUCUUCUUCAUAAUUGACAAACAAGUCUUGGAGCGCUUCACGACACGGAUGGACAGGCUGAGCGUAAGACGCAAUGUGUUCGCACAAUUCAAUGGGGAGAGUGUUCAUUUUGUGGUAUUCUAUUAUAACUGUUUAAUAAUUGAUUACUUAUUAAUCUUUUAUACAGCUAUAGCAUUACAGAAGCAAUUGCCGAACUGA